Messenger RNA from Darwinula stevensoni, 5103 nucleotides. Lineage: Eukaryota; Metazoa; Arthropoda; Ostracoda; Podocopida; Darwinulidae. The record is from the annotation of a GenBank genome assembly.
AUGAGUGAACCUUAUUGUCUUUUAUCUAUCUUCUAUGACAACAUAGCUCUUAUUUCUGCAGAAGAUAUAGAGGACAUAAUGGAGUCUGUGGACUUUGGAGCCACCUUCUUUGCAGCUUCAACCUUCGUUCCUGAAAAUGUUGAGGCAUUGCAUCUAAUUGAGGGUGAAAAAGUUUAUGUUCUUGACCAGAAGAAUGAAGAAUGGUGGCUGGUAAAGAAGUACCUCACUAAUGACACCGGGAUGGCACCAGCAAAAUGUUUGAUGGACAAGGACACAUAUAAACGUUUCAUCCUGGAUAAGCUUGGAGAAAAAAUUUCCAAACUCCCUGUUUUCGACAAAGGACAUCCUGGUGAGAAACCUGAAGCUCCUGUCAUUGUUGAGAGGCUCAAGUUGCAGAAAGUCCAAGAUGGUGGCACAAUGCAGUUUGAAUGUAGAGUUAAGGGAAACCCUAGGCCUGUGAUAACAUGGUUCAGACAGACUGCGAUUCUCAAGCCCAGUCCUGAUUUUCAAAUAUUUUAUGAUGAGGACAAUGUGGCCACAUUGAUCAUACGAGAAGUUUUCCCUGAAGAUGCUGGAUUGUUCACUGUUGUGGCUAAAAAUGUAGCUGGGUUUGCUACAUCUACUGCUCAACUCAUAGUGGAAGCACCUUUGAGUGAUCAUGGCUCUGAGUCUACUCAAGUUUCUAGACGCUCCCUAUCAAGUGAAAUUGAGUAUGGUCUGAGUAUGAGAACUGACUUCACUUUCAGAGAAUCUAGUCUGGUUGAUCUCCUGGAAGGGAUUCCACCAACAUUUGCCUCUAAACCCACAAGCCGCAUUGUAGAAGAGGGAACAACCAUGGAGUUGGAGUGUCGCCUUGUGGCUGUACCUGAACCUGACAUCACAUGGAUAUGCAAUGGGAAGAAAGUCAAGGAAACCAAGCGAAUUUCCUUUUUUGUUCAGUCUGAUGUACAUAUGUACUGCCACAUUCUUCGCAUUGAAAAGGUGACACGGAAGGAUGCUGGGAUUUAUGAAAUCAUUGCAAGAAAUCAGGAAGGUGAAGCAGUCAAUGCCAUCUCUGUCACAGUACAGCCUGCUGGACCACCAAAAGUUUUGGAACCAUUAAAGGAUAUUGAAGUUGAAGAAGGAGGAGAAGUUAUUCUUCAGACAAAAAUUACUGGGGCACCACAGCCAAAAGUGAAGUGGUUCAAAGAUGGGAAAGAACUGAUAAACGACUACAAAGUGAAGAUAUCAUCUGAAGGAGAAACUCAAACUCUAAUGAUCAGAGAGACUAAAAAAGAAGAUGAUACUGGCAAUUAUGUUCUCAAGGCCGAGAAUCCAUCUGGAUUUGUGGAGACUUGUGCUUCUCUCCUUGUUAAGAUCAAGUGGUAUGCAAAUGACAAUGAGAUCCUAUCCAGUGAGAGAUACACUCUGAGGAACUUAGGAAACAGCCACAGCCUGGAGAUAGGUCCUCUAGUCCCUAUUGAUGGUGGCCGUUAUGAAGUCCGUGCCAUUAACCCUCUUGGAGAAGCAUCAUGUACUGUGGAUCUAGUAGUAAAUGGUAAUCUGGCUUCUCUCUCCCCUGUUAUGAAGCCAUCUUUGCUUGCACUUCAUUCAUGCAAUAGUGAGAUCAAUCUCUCCUUUGCAGAAAUUCCGGUGACACGAUUGGAACCACCAACUUUCACAGAGAAGUUCAGUGAUCAAGAAUGCCCUUUGGGUUCAAAACAAGACUGGUAUAUGUUGCAAGUCCAUGAUUUGAAACCAGAAAGGAGCUUUGGAGAAUACAAGGUGGUUGCAGAGAACCCUGCUGGACAAGUGUCACAUUUUGCUACUGUCUUCCCACUACCUAAGCCAUCAACAAUCCUAUUCAUGAAGCCAUUGCAAAACCUAUCAGUGGAGAAGUGCUGUGAAGUUCAACUGGAGUGUGAGACAAAUAGGCCUUGCACAGUCCAAUGGUUUCAUAGCAAGAAGCCUCUGAUGCUUAGUGACAAGGUGGAAACUGUCAGUAUUGGUUCUCAACAUCGACUAGUCAUCAAGGAAGUGACAAAUGAUGAUGCUGGCUCAUAUGCUUGCACAGUCAAUGAUCAGACAACGGAAGCAACACUUUCUGUCACUGAGCGUGGACCAGAGUUCCUCCAGAAGCUGCACGAUUUGGAAGUCAAAGAAACAGAAGCAGCUUCCUUUGUUGUAAAGGUCUCUACUCCUACAGCAAAGGUCACAUGGCAUAAGGAUGGGGAGCAGCUGGAGAAACUAAAUGAAAAUCUUGAGUUUGUGGAAGAUGGUCUCUUCAGAAAGUUGAUUAUUCAUUCUGCAACAGUUCAUGAGGAAGGAGAGUACACAUGUGUUCUUGGUGAUCAUGAAUGCACUGCAGAAUUGACUGUCAUAGAACUUCCACCAGACUUCAUUCGUCGACUUGAGGAUGUGGCUGCAUGUGUUGGAGAAGUAGCAGUCUUUGAAGUUCAACUCAGCAAAGGAGAUGCUCUAGCAAAAUGGAGCAAAGAUGGACAAGAUUUGGUCCAGUCUGAUCGUGUUAAAGUUGUGAUUGAUGGCAAGCACCAAAGACUCAUCAUAUCAGACUGUAUACUUUCUGACGAGGGAUCCUAUUCUUGCAUGGUUGGAAACAAGAAGUGCUCUGCAAAGCUCACAAUUCAAGCACUUGAGAAGCCACCUCUCAUCUGUCGGGAUGAACUCAUCACCAUGUACAAGGUGAAGGAGGGAGAGCAGCUUGUGAUUGAUGUCUACUUCAGUGCAUAUCCAGAGCCUUCUGCUGAGUGGACCUUGAAUGGAAAGCCAACUGACAAGUUAAAAAAUAUUGAGAAAACUGUCAAGGAGACCUAUGUGAGACUCACUGUGCAGAAGAUUGAAAAGUGCCACAUUGGCACUUACUGCUUGAGACUGGCCAACCCAUGUGGAGACACUGCAGUUGAAAUCACAGUCAAACUUAUUGAGAGACCAUCAAAACCUGGAGCUCCAACUUCAACAGAAAUUACAAAUUCUUCUGUCACCUUGCACUGGAAAGUUCCUGAAUGUGAUGGAUGUUCACCCAUCAAGGGUUACAUCUUGGAAAGCUAUAGCAAAGCAACAAAGAGGUGGAUUCAAGUUGUGGAGGGCAUAAAAGAUACAACUUACACAGUCACAAAUUUAAAUAGGGGUCAGGAAAUUAAAUUCCGGGUCUAUGCUGAGAACAACAUGGGGCUCAGUGAUUCCUCAGAGGGAGAGUACAUUACAGUGCAAGCUCCUAUGAAGCCUGAAGCACCAAUAGUCAAACAACCCUUGGAGGAUGUUUGCAUUGAGCGGCCAAGCCUUGAAUAUCAAGAGGAUCUACUUCAUCAGAGACUGAAAAUUGGAGAACAAUGGAAAGUUCCUGUAAAAGUCUCAGGCUAUCCAUCACCACAGAUUGAAUGGAGGAAGGAUGGAGAAUUGAUAGAUUCUGAGCAGAAAGUAGCAGUUUAUACUGAACAAAAUGAGACUGUGAUUGCCAUCUAUUCCUUGAAGCGAGAGCAUUCUGGUUCAUACACGGUGAAAGCUAGCAAUGAUGCAGGCAUUGAGACAAUAAGUUUCAUCCUGAAAGUCAUAGAUCGACCUGGGACACCUGAGGGCCCAUUGCUUGUCAAGAGUGUCUCUACAGAGUCUGUGACACUACAAUGGAAGCCACCAAUUGAUGAUGGAGGAGUUGAUAUCUCUUACACCAUCGAAAAGCUUGAUAUUCUAAGGAAAGUGUGGAUGCAGGUUACAAAUGUCUCAGGAGACAUUCACAGCUACAGUGUUCAAGAUCUGGUAGAUGGAUCUGAGUACAUGUUUAGAAUAUUUGCUGAGAACAUCAUUGGACGUUCUGAACCUCUCCUGAGUGAUACUGUCAUCGUGAAGAGUCCUCAUGAUAAGCCAGGUCCACCACUGGGGCCAUUUGCCAUCACUGGAAUGACAGAAACUAGCUUUACUCUUGGAUGGAAUCCACCUGAGCAUGAUGGAGGUCUUCCCAUCCUGGAAUACAGCAUUGAAAAGAGAGAAGUUGGAAAGAAGGCUUGGCAGAAAGUGGAAACAAUUGAAGCUAGCAAAAUCAACAUUCAGAUUACAGGCAUGAAGAAGAAUAUUGGCUAUCACUUCAGGGUUUCAGCAAGAAAUGAAGUGGGGUGGGGCUCACCCCUUUCACCUGAUGAAUCUAUCACAGUUGGAAAGAGAUUCACUCCACCAUCACCUCCUUCCAACCUCACAGUGGUUGAUGUGACAAGUCGAAGUGUCACCUUGAACUGGAGCUCUCCAAGUAACAUGGGAGGAGCUGAAUUGACAGGUUACAUUGUGGAGAAGCGAUUGACAACAAAGAAAAAGUGGGAUAGAGUUGUAACCCUGGAACCAUCAGUCACCCAGUUCACUGCAGAGAAUCUCAAAGAGAAAUCCAUAUAUCAAUUUCGUGUUUUUGCUGAGAAUCCAAUAGGACUUGGUGAGGCUGCUGAAACAGGAAAUGUGGCACUCAAGGCAACAGCAACUGUUGCAUCACCACCUACGGGUCCAUUAGAGGUCCAGCAUGCUGGUGCUCAUGCAAUUAUCUUAACCUGGGGACAGCCAGAAUCAGAUGGUGGUGCUCCUCUGGAAAGCUAUUGUGUGGCACUCAGAGAUACCCGACGGACAAUGUGGAUUGAAGUUGGUCAUGUAUCAGCAGAGAAGCAACGUCUUGUGGUCAAGGACCUCCAAGAGGGACGUUCCUAUGUGAUGAGAGUGUUUGCCAAGAAUGAAAUUGGAAUGAGUGAGCCUCUGGAAUCUGAGGAGCCCAUCCAAAUAGCAAGACCCUCUGAGGGGCAUGGAGAAGAAGAAGAAGGGCCUGAUUAUAAGGACACACCAUCCUUAAGCUUCAGCACAGAGACACCAUCAUCUUGGCUGCGUGAAGCUGGCAUGGAUGCCGAUAUUCGUUCAUAUGCCCGAGCAUCACUCCUCAGGAGAGAUGAAUACUUCUUCCGCAUCUGGUACUACUCGAAGCAGUUGUUCAAUUUAUUUGACGUCAUGAAAAAGUGUAGUCUUUCAGCAAAGAGUCAGUGUUAUCAGAUGGUGCAUACGAGGAGAAGAGGAAUUAGAACUGUGACAGAGAAGGAGAAAAGACUCUUGUUUCUACUCUUCUUUCAUGCAGAAGAGUAA